Menidia menidia (Atlantic silverside) is the source of this 5506-nucleotide messenger RNA. The record is from the annotation of a GenBank genome assembly. Lineage: Eukaryota; Metazoa; Chordata; Actinopteri; Atheriniformes; Atherinopsidae.
AAACGCUGCUGCCUCUGCCGGUGACAGGUCUCCGUGAGCCGCGCAUUUUACGCGUAAACUUCAAGGUGAACUCGGUGCGAGGAGCCCGGGAGGGCCCCAGGAUUACCCCCCCCCCCCCCCCAUAUAUGGCAGCAACCAGGAGAGAAGCCGAACUCUUCCCCCCCCUCACAUCCCCCCCCUUUACCACCACCACCACCCCUCCUUUUCCAGUACAGCACCAUGCAAGACAGCGACAUGGAGCAGCCUCCGUCCCUGUCCCGGCUCCUGAGGGAGAGCUACCUGGCGGAGGCCCGGGCCCAGCAGCAGCACAGCCGCUCCGAUGCGUCCCCCUCGCGCUUCCAGAUCUACGGCGCCCUCAGAGGGAAGGGGGAGGACGCCGUCGGCCACGGCGACCCCCAGCUCCCCGACCUGUCGGCCUUCCUCAGCCAGGAGGAGCUGGACAAGAGCGUCAACCUGGCCCGCCAGGCCAUCGGACAGGAGCCCCGCGAGGACAGGGCGGAGGUCAAGGCCUCGCUGACUCUCCUGACCCCUGGCGGCACCUCGGCGGUUUCCUCCUCCGCCCCGUUCUCUGACCCUGCUCCUGCGUCUCCACCGGCUGUGUCCGUACCCCAGCCGGCCCCCGAGGUCCAGAAACCGCCUGCCGCCCAAACCACGGCCGCGCCGGACCGAAAAGUACACAAGGCGUCCACGCGGCAAGACAGCAUGAGCCGGAGCACUAAGGACGCCACAGAGGGGCCGGACGAGUACGGCCGGCAGGCGAAGGGCCCCCCGUACGGCCUGGAGACCCAGUCUAAAAAGGAGUUCCUAAAUAAGGCGGCUGACUUCAUUGAGGAGCUUUCUUCCCUCUUCAAGGCCAACAGCUCCAAGCGAGUGCGGCCCAGAGCGUGCAAGGCCCACCGGAGCCGGACCCAGAACAAGGGCCAGGGCGAGGAGGCGGCUUACCCCCUCAGCUCCGAAAACAGGGAGCGGACUGUGAUGCCGGCGGAGGUGGAGAGGGAGCGCCCGGGCCCCGCCGCCCCCCCCCGCGACCCGGCCGUCCAGCAGGAGCCGGACAGCGAACGCGCCGCGUUUAGGGACGGCAGAACCAACGAGGAGGAGGAGCACUUUGACCCCGUGUCGCAGGAGACCGGGGAGCAGGCGGAAAGCUUUCCCCUAACACAGACUCCGUAUUCAGCGGAGCCCGUGUGUGAGCCUCCGCAUUUUGUUCAGAAACUGAAAAGCAGGGAGGUCGCUGAGGGCAGCAAGGUCCAGUUAGACUGCAUCGUGAGAGGAUGUCCUACGCCCGAAGUCCGGUGGUUUUGUGAGGGCAAGGAGUUAGAGAACAGCCCCGACAUUCAGAUCAUCACCAACGGGGAGCUGCACUCUCUCAUCAUCGCAGAAGCGUUCGAGGAGGACACCGGCCGCUAUUCCUGCUUUGCGUCAAACUUCUACGGGACAGACUCCACAUCGGCAGAGAUCUAUGUCGAAGGUGCUUCUUCUUCAGACUCAGAGGGAGAUCAGCUAUUUGAAAAUGUAGCCCAGCUGCAGGGGAAACAGUAUAAGUCAUCCUCACCUUCACCUCCAUUGUCCAGCCAAAGCCUUCCUCCAGAGGAGGACCUCUCCGAGUCGUCUCAACCUGAGGAACCAGCCGAGGAACUCUCGUCUCCAAUAUCCAGCCCAGCAGCCCCGGAGUUUCAUCUGCCGGCGCGGGCAUCUGCUGCCCUCCUCCCAGUUCCAGAGCUGUCCAAAGCCUCUGUGGCCCAUCCUGCCCCGGAGCAUACGGCCCUUUUGGCCGCGCAGGCGCCGCAAACCUCGUCGGGUGACAGGGAACUUAGCGAAGCUCAGCGGUUGGCAGCAUCCCUCCCCGUCACACCCGCACCCCAGCAGGAGCCGGGGCCACCGGCUGAGUCGGGGCCUUUAACCCCAGUGGUGUCAUCAGUGCUGGCUGACCCCACGUCUCCUACACAAACACUUCACCUUCAGAGCCUGCAGGACCUCACUUCAGCGGAGAACCAGCUGGUGGUGCUGGAGUGCCGCGUGAAGGGGGUGCCGUCGCCUCGAGUGGACUGGUACAGGGAAGGCAAAAUCAUAGAGGACUCUCCCGAUUUCAGAAUCCUGCAGAAAAAGCCCAGAUCUCCAGCUGAAUCAGAGGAAAUAUGCACUUUGGUCAUCGCUGAGGUAUUUCCAGAGGACUCGGGAAUGUUUACCUGUACUGCAAACAACAAAUAUGGCACCGUUUCCAGUGCUGCAGCACUGAAGGUCAAAGGCAGUGGCAGCAACAGCAGCCACGUGAGGCCUUUCAGCAGUUUACCGGCGGAACCGAAUCAAAUCCAAGGCUUUUCCCCAUCAGCAAACCCUCAUCCUGAGGUCAGUGUGACGAGCAGCAUCAAGCCCCACUCCAGCACCAUCCGCCUGGACCCUCUCGUCCCCACCGCGUUGCGCCUGGACCCGGUGAACACCAGCACUCUUCGCCUGGAGCCCCACGCCCUCCGCACCAGCCUGCCCAGUCUGGAGCCCUCCAAUCUCACCAGCAGCUUCGGCCUGAACCCCCGCAGCACCAGCACCCCGACCUUAGAUCCUCUCUCUCUCCACCGAGACUCUCUCGGAUCCAUCGGAGGGCAUUCGGAACCACAAAUCGCCCACCGACAGAUUCUCCCCUACCCAAAGCCCUUUUCUGCGUCCGGCACCGCAGCUGAGCCGGAAACGCCGAGGCCCUCAGCGGCAUCGCCUGAGAAAACCCCCAAAGACAAGGGCACCCCGAACCACCUGAAUGGCAGCCCCGUGGUGGUGCCUCUGCCCGACCCCCCUCCGAACUCCUGCCUCAAAACCGGCACCCUGACCAACCACAGGGACUCGCGCUCCGGCUCAAGAGUUGGCCUGCGGGUGCACUUCAAACUCCCCGAAGAGGAAGCAGAGUACGAACAAGGUGACGAGUCCAAUCACUCUGAUGAAGACUUCGGCUUUGGAUCGGUCUGCAAAGAGCCCCCACCAGUGCUGGCUAAACCCAAACUGGACCCGGCCCAGCUCCAGCUUCUGCACAACCAGGUCCUCAUGGAGCAGCAGCAGGACACCGAACCCCCCGCCAAAACCCACGCCCCGCUUCAGCCCCAGCCCCCGUACCAGGUCCAGGUCCAGGUCCAGGCCCAGGCCCAGCUUGAGCCCCAAAGCUCCCAGGAAAACUCCCUUUGGUCCCCCAGAAUGCACCGCGAACCCCACCUGCAACCUUUCCAGUCUCACCUCAACACGACGACGCCUCCGCCCUUCGUCCCUCACUCAGCCCCUCCUCCCACCUCCUCCACCACCCCCCCUGCUCCCUCACUGACUUCUGCUCCCUACAUUUCCCCUCUUCCUAAGACCUCCCCUCCUGCCGUACCUCAGCUUAAGACCUCCUCCCUGGUGACCUCCCUGCCUCCUGCCCCACAGCUGAACGCAGCUGCUGCUCUCAGUGCAGCGCCGGUCAGCCAGGUCAGCAGCAUCCACGCCUCCCACCUGAACCUCUCCCCAGCCGCUCUGGCCAGAACCGCCCCCAACCCGCCGUUUUGUUCCCCCCCGGCUCCAAAGCUAAGCACCGCGCCCGUAGAUUCCGCUCCGAGCUUACAGCAGAUCACCUCCCCCAGCCCGCUGCUGAGGAGCACCCACGCCUCCCUCAUGAAUCUGACCGCCGUCUCUCACAGCUUCAACUACACCCGGCCAAAAGAGUUUAUCGCCGCCCAGACUUUCUCACCGGUCAGGAGUCCUUCCCCGACCGAGUCGCCGGUCCCUCUGCUCCAGGAGCUGGCUGCCGAGCUCAACUCUUCGGCGGCGAGCUCCCCCACUCUCCCACCAUUCUCCCCCCCGCCCAGGAUCUCUCCCACCAGGGUGCUGAAGUCCCCCACCAGCCCUCCGUCCCUGGUGUCCUCACCCACCCCGGGAUCGGCGCCAUUCCUGAACAGCGUGUUCGCCUUACGAGCCCAGUCACCCCCACAGGCCUCUUCUCCCACCUCCAGCAGCUCCAGCCCCAGCCCCAUUCAAAACCCCGUUGCCUUCCUCAGCUCCGUCCUGCCCUCGCUGAGCCCGAGCCAGCUCACCAACUCCAUGGGUCUGCCCAGAGGGGCUCCGCGAGGGGUUCAGAAGAAGGUGCCCAAGAUACGUCUCCCAUCAGCCGAAAACAUCCGCGAAAGCAAGGAAAUUCUCCUCCAGGACAUUGAGAAAAAGCUUCAAUUCAAAGACGACGCUCCAACAUUUGUGCAUCAACAGGAGUACAAAGUGUCCAAUUUUGAGCAAAGGCUAAUGAGUGAGAUCGAGUUCCGUUUGGAGCGGACGCCGGUGGAGGAGUCAGACGAUGACGUCCAGCACGACGACGUCCCCUCCGGAAAGUGCAUUGCGCCACUCUUUGACAAGAAACUGAAGAACUUCAAGGCUGUCGAGGGUGUGCCCGUCACUUUCUCGUGUAAAGUUCUGGGAAUCCCACCUCCAAAGGUUUACUGGUUCAAAGAUGGGAAGCAGAUCUUGAGGAAAAACCUUCAUUACAAGAAGAUCAGAGAGGGGGAUGGGACCUGUGCCUUACACAUAGAGUCCACGACCAGUGACGAUGACGGCAACUACACCAUCAUGGCAGCCAACCCACAGGGACGAAUCAGCUGCUCGGGUCAUUUGAUAGUCCAAACCGGACCGCCCCGGAGCCGACUGCCGCCCAUUCAUUCUCAGAGAGUGCGAGCGCGCAUACAGGAGGUGGAAGGGGAGCAAACCCAGGAGCGAUUCUUCCGCCCCCACUUCCUCCAGGCUCCGGGGGACAUGAUGGCUCACGAGGGAAGACUGUGCAGACUGGAUUGCAAAGUGAGCGGCCUGCCUAACCCAGAGUUAAUGUGGCUGGUCAAUGGCAGGCCAGUCUAUCCAGACCUCUACCAUAAGAUGCUGGUGCGGGAGAACGGCAUCCAUUCCCUGGUGAUCGACCCCCUGACGCAGAACGACGCGGGCACCUACACCUGCAUUGCCAGCAAUAAAGCCGGCCAGAGCUCGUUCAGCCUUGAGCUGACUGUCGUGGAGAAGGAGAUGAAGCACCCGCCCCAGUUUUUGGAGAAGCUGCAGAACAUGGGUAUCCCUGAGGGGACGCCUGUGAGGCUGGAGUGCCGUGUGCGGGGGAUGCCCCCUCCGGUCAUCUUCUGGAAGAAAGACAAUGAAACCAUUUCAAAAACGAAGGACAGAAUCAGCAUGACCCAGGAUUCCACAGGAUACGUGUGUCUCCUCAUCCAGCCAACAAGAAAAGACGAUGCGGGCUGGUACACAGUGUCAGCCAAAAAUGAGGCUGGAGUUGUGUCUUGCACCUGCAGACUUGAUAUCUAUGCACAGUGGCAUCAGAGCGUCCCGGCGCCCAUGAGGAAAGCUCCGAGAACAGGCAGCCGCUACGCCGCUCUGACAGGGCAGGGGCUCGACAUUAAGUCGGCUUUCCCCACGUCAGACACCAGUCCCAUCCUGUACGCCAGCUCCCCUCCUGAGGCCACGCUGGAGAGCGAGGAGCUGUGAGCGGAAAGAGUUGGGGAGGGGGGGG